Molecule: messenger RNA, 1328 nt
Organism: Aegilops tauschii subsp. strangulata
Lineage: Eukaryota; Viridiplantae; Streptophyta; Magnoliopsida; Poales; Poaceae
Product: peroxidase 12
Biological process (GO): hydrogen peroxide catabolic process; response to oxidative stress
Molecular function (GO): peroxidase activity; heme binding
Source: RefSeq, a predicted model, not a curated record
UUGCAGCGCUUUGCUUGAGGAAGCCACACGACACCCUUUAGUACCUGGAAAUCCUAUAGCUCCAUCCAUCUGCUGCAGAGUGAGAAAGAUGGCGUCCAGAGCAGCAGCGGCCCUCGUCGUCGUGGCCUUGGCCUGCGCCGCCGUCCAUUCGGCAGCGGCGGGGCUCUCGCCGGACUUCCACGCGGUGUCCUGCCCAGACCUGGAACACAUCGUCAAGUACCACGUUGCCGAGGCCUUCCGCAAAGACGUCGGCGUCGCCCCCGCCCUCAUCCGCAUCCUCUUCCACGACUGCUUCCCGCAGGGCUGCGACGCCUCGGUGCUCCUAACCGGGAAUAACAGCGAGCAGGGGAUGGGGCCCAACCUGACGCUCCGGCCGGUGGCGCUCAACCUCAUCGAGAGCAUCCGCGCCGCCGUGCACCGCGCCUGUGGCCGGACUGUCUCCUGCGCCGACCUCACCGUCCUUGCUACCCGCGACUCCCUCGUGCUGGCUGGCGGACCCCACUUCGACGUGGCUCUGGGCCGACGUGACGCGCUAGCCCCAGCGUCGCAGGACCUCGUCUUCACCCUACCGGCGCCAUCCUUCACCGUGCCGGAACUCCUCAAGUCCUUCGGCGACCGGAACCUCGACAAGGCGGACCUGGUGUCCCUCUCUGGCGCGCACACCUUCGGCAUCGCCCACUGCUCCUCCUUUUCCGACCGCUUCACGCCGGACGUCGAUACCAACCCGGCAAUCGACCCCAAUUUCGCCGCCAAGUUAAAGGCCAAGUGUGCCAAGGACGUGCCUGCGGGCACCGUCAACCAGACCCUCGAUGUGCGUACGCCGGACGUGUUCGACAACAAGUACUACUUUGAUCUCAUCGCCAAGCAGGGCCUAUUCAAAUCGGACCAGGGCCUCAUCGUCCACCCCGACACCACGCGUAUGGCGACGCGGUUCUCACUCAACCAGGGGGCGUUCUUGGAACAAUUCGCCAAGUCCAUGGUGAAGAUGAGCAACAUGGACUUGCUCACCGGCAGCCAGGGCGAGAUCCGGUUCAACUGCGCCGUCCCCAACAGCCGUGUCGAGGGUAUUGAGACCGCCAGCGACGAGGGCCAUGCCGCCGCCAUGUAAGCGAUUGGUUAGUCGCCGUGCUUGCUGAAGUGUGUGAGCGUGUCUGUGCUACAAUCGUCUCAUGGUGCUAGUGGUUUUGUGUAGUUGUGGUGUCGUAAUAAAAUGAGUGAUCAGACAUCAUGCCCCAAGUAUAUGAGUCCUACCAUAUCAGUGUGAUCACCAUACAUCGUAAAAUAUGUCUUUGGCUAUGGUUCCAGAAAUGCUACCUCGGUCACAGUCA